AAUUUGAGCACGAAUCGAACGACUGGACAACUGUUGAGCCAAAAAUUGUGAAAUUCAAUCAUGUCUGGACAAUCGACAACUUUUUCGAUGCGUGGCAAUUGAAGGAGAACUGGGAAUCUAUGGAUUUUCCCAUCGGGGAGCAUGAGAAUGAAUUCAAAUGGCGUUUGAAGUUGGCACUCAUCAGGAAGGGGGAUAAUGUAUCUGAUUAUUUCCAGCUGUCCGUGCACCAGGUUGAACGAUUGUAUUUUCGUGGAAAGGCUAAAAUCACCUGUGCCAUAAUGAAUCACGAGGAAACGCAACAAAGGAAGUUGUGCAAUUUAGGCAGCGAUAAGACAGUUUGCUUUGAACCGUUCAUAUAUUGCAGCAAACUCUUCAAUGCUGAUAAUAAUUAUUUACCACACGACAAGUUAACAAUCUCUUGCCAAGUCCGCUUGAUUACGGACGCUGCGUGUACGUGCGGCAAAAUGAAUCCGAUCAAAGUGCCGGAUACCAAGGUAGCUGAAGACUUUGGCAAACUGUUCGACAAUGAGCAGUACAGUGAUGUUAGGGUUUCAUCAAAUGGCCAUGAGAUUUAUGCACAUAAGAAUAUAUUAUCAGCUCGCAGUCAGUUCUUUGAGGCGAUGUUCCAAACGGAUCAGCACUCACAGAAUCGCGUGAUGCUUGACGAUGUGGAUCCUCAGGUUCUGAACGACUUAUUGCGUUUUAUUUACACCGAUCAGGCGCCCAAUCUGGAUAAUCUAGCCAAGCAACUGCUCCAGGCGGCUGAAAAAUUCAAACUGCCCAAAUUGAAAGCAUUAUGUGAGAAAUCGCUGUUCAAACAGCUUUGCAUUGAUAAUGCAGCUGAAACGCUUAUCUUAGCCGAUCAACUCAAUGCACUUCAGCUGAAAGCGCGUGCCAUUGAAUAUAUAAACAGGAAUAUGGAUAAGGUAAAAGGGACAGAAGGCUGGCAUAAUUUGGCUCGAAACAAUAAUCAAUUGGUAAACGAUCAUUUUGUAAUCGUUGGUAAUUAUUCAAAUAAGGCAAAUUAUAGUAAAUAUUCUUGCGAAAAAUGUGGAUGA
Drosophila navojoa is the source of this 1058-nucleotide messenger RNA. Its product is annotated as protein roadkill. Gene Ontology annotation, molecular function: protein binding. Lineage: Eukaryota; Metazoa; Arthropoda; Insecta; Diptera; Drosophilidae. The record is from RefSeq and is a predicted model, not a curated record.